Messenger RNA from Orbicella faveolata, 1949 nucleotides. RefSeq lists its product as uncharacterized. NCBI's taxonomy places the organism in Eukaryota, Metazoa, Cnidaria, Anthozoa, Scleractinia, Merulinidae. The record is from RefSeq and is a predicted model, not a curated record.
GCAAAAUACAGCAGUUUAUGCACCAAUCACAUUUGAGGAAAUUGUAAUUGUGAUUAAAGAGGAAAUGUGUGAGCUAGAGACCAAAACACUGUCUCAGUUUGUAUUACUAGUAAGUGUAUAGGUGUGUUAAUUUAAGACAAACUAUAUGAACUAGAAACCAAAACGACUGACCAUAAUAGCGGCCAACAAGAUCCCAGACUCUCUCUACUUUGCCAAGAAGAGAGAGCCUGGGCAUGAGAUUGAAUAAUGGCAAGGUGUCUUUAUUUGCGGUUGUUCGUAAACUAGGGUUUCUUUAGUCCCUGGUUUUCUAGUGAUCAAGACUUAGAUUCUCUUUUCUAUUUUCCCCACAAAUUCAAAAAGCCAGGUUUCGAGAGAAAAAUACGCAAAGUUUUCUUUCAGUUGAGGUAUUCUUUCUUUAGACAGCCUCGACAGCCACAAAAGCAGUGCAGCUGAGGCGAAAGGUGCUCUAGGUUUGCAGGAAAGGGGGAAACCACAGAAUAUUUGGACAAACACAGAAGCUUUUAUGUUGGAGCAGACUAAGUCCUCUUUAAGUGGAUCCGUGUUAUGCCAUUUUUCAAAUACAUACAGGGCCUUAGCUAGUGAUGGGCAAACCAAGGCACUUGGCUCUUUUUUCUUCUUCUUCUUUUUUUUGUUUUUUGUUUUUUUUUUCUUUUUUUCUUGUAACAGCUGAUGUUAGCCUUUGCGAACCCGGAAUAUCUUCAAGUUUAAAUAUUUUGAUAAUGACAGCCGGAAAACGACCAAUCACGCAACCAACAAAUAUUGAAAUUAAUCUCUAUGUAGCAAAUAUCCUUGCAAUUCAGCGCCUUUCCAUGGCCAGACAAAAUCAGUCAGUUACUGAAGUUUCUUUUUCUCCAGAACUAGAAUAAAAUCAGAUAACGCAAUACCAGUUCAGAGGAAUGGAAAUAAAACUGAAAAUAAGCGAUGUACGUGACAUCCAGCGGGAAGGUACCACGUCUGACGUCAAACGAUCUCUUCACGUCAUGGAAAAGUCUCUUCCCUUGGUUUUCACGAUUUCUACAUUUACAGAGUACAGCCAGCAUUUCUCAGGUUGUGAAAGGAACUCCUACUUCACAGGAAUUAGUAUGCUUUCGAGGGGUUUUGUUUCAGCCGUGUCCCUGCUUCGAGCAUCGGGAUCGAGAGUUUUUACAGCUUCCAUAAAGGGGGGUCUCUACACGAGGCUAAAUGGCAGAACUCUUCGUCCGGUUUCGUCUGUUUUGUGCCGUCACAUGAGCAACAAAGAAAAGCGUUCUACAGCAGAGAGUGUUCAGAAAAUCAAGAAACCACUGACACUAUCUGAUAUGAGUGACACAGGCAGGAAAGGCUCAAAAAGUUGCCAUCACUUGCGGACAUUUUUCAAUGUAAUAGACCGGGUUCUAACUUGGUUGGAAGUCACAGUGGUUGGUUUCUGUCUUUGGUUCGUCAUGAUAUUGUAUGGGACGGAAUAUGACACACUCAAGCCGAUGACAGGAAACAGUAGGACUUCUGCUACCACUGACGAAGAGAGUGAUAGUGAAAAUUAGUGACAGCUGAACAUUGACUUAUAAGCACGCCAUUUCGUCUCUGAGUCAACGCUAAAAUGUAGUAAACUUGUAUUAACAAUCAGCAAUCCUUUUCUACCUCAAACGCCAUUAUACUGUAAUUGUAAGGACGAUGUUUAAUGCAGAUAAGCAAAGCUAGAAGCCAAGUGGAAAACGUAACAAAUCAUUUAGCCUCUCCUGCUCCAGUCUCCAGGAUGAUAAUUGAACUCUUUAUGGCUGGUUACUCGGGACGCAGUUCAUUUUGUUUCCUAUUAAUCUCAUUGUUUCGCCUAGCAAGGCAGAGCUGAGGGAAAUUUUGAGAUUGGGGUGGGGGGUGGCAAUAGGGCACGGUACUUUGUUUGGGUUAGUGGAGACAUUUUGCCCACCUAAACGCUGAAAGUGUUACACAAA